Messenger RNA from Procambarus clarkii (red swamp crayfish), 5727 nucleotides. Lineage: Eukaryota; Metazoa; Arthropoda; Malacostraca; Decapoda; Cambaridae. The record is from RefSeq and is a predicted model, not a curated record.
CUAAUAGACCACUGUCUCACAGCUGCUUCCUUACCCACACUUAUCUACUGAAUCAGUGAUACAAAAUUAUUACCAUUAUUAUUACUCAUAUAUAUAAUUAUUAUUAGUAAUAUUUAUACCAGUGAUAAUAUUAUAUGUUGUGGGAGUUAUAGCGUGGGUCCCUAGUGUUGACAGUGGCAGCGGGGCUUCAGGGACGCUACCACUCCUCUCGUUACCGGACGCUUGCUUUGUCUUCUUCACUAGUCACCUACAGCAGGAAGAAUAAUGACGAGCAUGGGGAAAGUGGCUCUGGAGGUACGGGAAUUGUACCUGAGCAAGUUUGUAAAGAUGAGCCCGUACAUCUGCAACGCCAUGUCACCACGAGUUCUUCUCCUACGGCUCAACCCAAUGAUGAUAGACAAGUACACCACGGAAAGCACAGGAAACGGAUCUGGAUUCUGGGGCGCUCCUCCUAAUGAUCAGAUAUCAAGGAAGAACGAUCAGUUCAUGAGUGACGAGGAGGAGGACUGGUUCUCCGCAGUACCUGAUGACUGGGAAGACGACAGCAAAGAGUGGAACAUGAGUUUGCUGGAGCCAAUUGUCCAAAUAUCGGAUGAGAGUAAUUCAAGGCGAGGAACUAAGAGAAAGCGCGGGGGCGGCAGGGGGUAUGGUAAAAAGAGAGGGCGUUUAGCAGUUGAUGUUGACAGAGCAAGUCCAGUUGAAGACGUGCCAGUAAAACAAGAAAAGCCAGAUAGCCCUGAGCAUAUGGUAGAAAUCCCUCCAGAUGUGUCAAUGAACAUAUUACCCAAUGUAGGUGCAUACACUGCUCCAAUCCCCGUGUAUCCUUUGGCACCAGCUGUUUUACCACUAUAUAUGGCGCAGUCACAGAUGUCAUCAAUGCUCCCCACUGCAAAUUACUCUUCUGGGAAUCCUGAUGAUGUGCUGAGUAACUCUGACCGUAACAGUGUUGCCACAGUCCAAAAUGCAGGGGACGAAACAGGUUAUGCACACACUAAUGUUGAAGCAAAUAUUAAGCAAGAAAUUCCCGACUCAGAUAAUCCUGAUCAAGUAAUUGCAAUGCCAUUUCAAAGUGAGCUUCAGAAUGAUGGCUCUUGUUUGAUGCCAAGGGAAGUUGUUACCGCUUCACCGCUGCCAGCAAUUGAGGAUUUCUCGGAUACAAGAUCAAGAAACCGAAAUAAAUCUCAAGAACAAGCAAGUGCUAGAGCAUCAGGUUCAUUCAAGGAUCAGUCACUCAAUAUGGGUCAGAAAAGUCUCAGAGAAUUAACAAAUUUGUUAGUCAAAUUAAACAACAAGAAUCUACAGUGCGAUGAAAAGAUUCAGAUACUCAAAGAAGAGUAUGACAGAAAGGUGGCAGUUAUUGAAGCCGAGAAGAAAGCCAAUGAAAAGGAGCUUGACAGUGUCUUGUCUUUAAUUCAAAAUUGGAAAGAGGGAUCCAAAGGUGAAACUAGUAAAAGAUCUCGCAAAACCACUGAGAAAUAGAUGUAAGGGAUCAUUGAUGAUCAAAUUGUAUUUUCUACUGGCUUCACUAAUCACUUAGGGAUGGUAGGCUGUGGGACACAGUUGAAAAUUGCUGAUAUAGUUUGCUGUGAACUCCCAUUAUCAACUACAGUGGCAAAUUUCAACUGUGGGACAUUGAAAAUUUCCACUACAAUUUGCAAUGAUUGAUAAAUUCCUUGACAACUGUUAUGUGUGCUUUUUCAUUUAUUAUGUUACUUUGUAAACUGAAGGUACUGAGAGACCUGUAUGUCAUAGUCAUGUCAUAAUUAGCAGGACUGGUGGCUGGAUUCCUUUGAAGUAUCUUUUUUUGUUUAAAUUGUUGAGGCUCUAAACUUAUGCAUAUUAUUCACAACAUCUAUUUUUAAAUCAUUCCAUCAUGGUAAAUUUACACCCAUGUUUUGCUGGGGAGGUGUGGACUACACACUGAAAUGUAACAAGUUUGUUGCCUAGCCAAGUAUUUUCUCUAUUACCUAUUUCAAAGGUUGAGUAGUAUUGAUAUAUUAUUUAACAUUUUCAGUUUGCAUAUAUUAAUAGGCUUUUGAACAGUGGGCCUUAGGAGAAGCAAAAGAUGUUUCGUGCCUACAUGCAGGGUUUUUUGGCUAUGUUCAUGUGUACACACCACCUGCUGGUCUCUAUUUUUCCCACUUUUUUUUGGUAUUCAUAUAUUUACUUGAUUUGUUAUAUUGAUAAAAAUAUAUGCCUGCUAAAGCAAGCCUCAUUUCUGAAUACUUUCUUUCAGUUCAAACAAGUGGUAACUACCUCACUUAUUUAAUAUAAAAACUGGAUUUGGAAAACACUAAAAGCUAUUCCAUUUCUAAUUGAUCUUUCAGGUUCCACCACUAUAACACAAUUGAUAGAUAUCAGGAAAGUUUUCUUGUUCAUAAGAAACAUGAUUAUAAAAUAAGUAUGUCUGCGAUCAAAGACUGGGCAGCGUUGAACAGUUGGACACCAUUCUGUCACUGUUCUACACUGUUAACCCCCUAACAGUUAUUGGGGACCUGAGUGUAAAACAAUUUGUGAAUCAUAUUUUAGGGAAACUGUUGUACUCAGUACCCUAACUCGUUCCACUACCUGCCCUAAGGCCUAAAUCCCACUAACAAAAAUAUAAAGCAAAUUACUAGUGAAGGGUUUGUUAUAACAUUUUAUUAAUAUUUUGGUAUUUAUUGAAUUCCUGAAAACUGUACCUUGAGUUAAUUUACAGAAAGAAAUUUGUCCGUUUUCCCCAUAAUGUUAAUCUAAUCUUUCCAAGUGAGGAGCUCCACACAUGAGAAUUGAGAAUGGAGUAAUGAUAUAUUACAACCCAAUUGUAGAUGCAUAAUUCCAAGUUAAGAAACACUUGUUCUGACAGAGAAAAGUGCUGAAUACUAUAUAUAUUUUAUGUAUUAGGAGUAUUUCUGUAGGUAAAUGGAGACUAAUUAUGAGUCAGUCAGGGUAUGUGUUGCAGCAGUGUCAUUUGCGUCUAGCUGUGGCAUAGUAAGUUUAUUAGGGUAUUUGAGGUGGUAUACGAGGCUAGGGUAUAUCAGUGAGUUAUCAAUUAAAAGGUUGCCAGUGUGGCAAAGCAUGCCACAUAUCUUGGCUUUGUUGGAUAUCGAGGGCUUGUGCAUCAUCAGUACUGUUUAGAUUGAUAAGGAUUUAAUAUUUUUAAGGCAUGCCUUUUAAAUUGGCCACAAAUUGUAGUGGUAGUGUAUGUAGAUACAUAGUGGGUACAAACUUAGAUUUUUAUACACUGCUAGAGCUGCUUCAGUUGCUUGCUGUGGCCACUUCAAAUUAGCCUGGACAGUCAUGUGUCUACACUAACAUUUGCACCCCCUUGCACAUUACUGUGUAAGUUAUCACUGGGUAAAUAGAUCAUGGAAUGUUUUAUUUUCCUUCGUGUUCCCCAGUGACUGAGAGUUCAUGUCAAGUGUGGUUACUGACACUGUGUUUUGGUACAAGUUUCAUUGCAGGGUAUUUUAAUUGAUAUUUUCAGUUGAUUUUUAAAUUUAAAGUUUUUUAAUAAUGAAUAAUUAAAGGAGUUGAGCAGCAGCAAGUAAGGGAGUAGUGUUCUUCAGCCAAUUUAUUCAAAUUUUCAUUCACUAAAUAGUUUUAUUCCCUAUUUUUAUUGCCUGCAGUUUCUUUUGCAUUGGUUGUACUUUGUAAUAUAAUUCUCUCCAGCCGUCAGGACACUUUGGUGUCAGUCACCAGUUUCACCAGGGUAGUAAAAUGGACAUUGUUUGCAUUGUCUUUCCAGCAACCAAAUUUACAAUUUUCUCUACUUUUUACUUUUUUCUUUGCCUGUUACUAGGCUUCUGAAUUUUCCUUGUUUUGCUUUUUGACACUACUUAACCAUUUACCCAAUCGUUUAAAAACAAAGUUAAUAUCAGUUUCUCGCCUUCGGUAGCUAAACAACAAGUAACACUGCCUCACGUUUAUUAUAGCAAACCAGCUGGUGGCUGCUUCACACCUGUCAUAAGUGAACCAACAUCAGUUUCAAGUGCUACUAAUGUCUCAUAAGGUUUGAGAGUGGCUGAAAUGUGUUGGAAAUGUGAAGGACACCUCUAUCAGGAAAGGUGAAUCACCAAAUUGAGUCGUCUUUUAGUAGUAAUGAUAGAUAUGGUAAAGAGAGUGUAGUAUAAUAAUUUUCACAUUACUGUAUUGUCUUGCAAGACACCACCAAUUUUUUUUAAACAUGCAGUGAGAACUGUCAUGACAGGUUGCACAAGUUUGCAUCACCUGACUCAACAUGUAAAGAAUAUUUAGCAUAAUAUAUAACAAUAGGGUUAUUCUGUAUAGGGUUAGAAAAUAUUUGUGUAAACAUAAAACAAAGUGUCCAUCAUUGUCUCUUGUAAAGCUGUUUAACUUUAUUUCCAUUCUCAAUUCCUCCCUCCCCUCAUGGGGGUGUGGCAUCGAUAUUCAUAGCAACAUAAUGAAUGUGAGGUCAAGGUCACAUUUAUUUAAAAAAAAAAAAGUUUCUCUUAAUGCAAUUAUGUAUAGUGUGUGGAGCAGUAUUUUUGUAUUUUAUAUGGAAUUCAGCUGUAAAAGUUUGCAUUAUGCAGUAGAAUAUAUGGCAUAGAUUUAUGAGGUAGCUUGCAUUGUGUUGAGUGGCCAUUUUGUAAGAAAGUCAUUUGGGUUCAAGAAGAAACCAAUUUCCUAUACAAAAGACUAGAGUCAACCUGCUAUGUUGUGUUUCCAUAGCAAUGUGUAAUUGGUGCGUGCACUUGUCUCUGGUGUAGGGGGUUGUCUGUAUUAAGUAGUGUGUGCCUUCACAGCAUUUCGGUUAGGAACACAGUUCUGCGACACUACGCUGUAUAUAUGCUAACUUUCAGAUCUGUAACAUUUACAUUUUAUUUGAGUGGAAAAAUGUUCUUAAGUUUUAAUAUACAAGUGCAUUUGUGCCAGAAAUUAACUGGAAAUACUGUAGUGCAGUAAUGCCGAUUCAUUUACAUAUUGGCAUUAAAUUUGAUGAUUGUUGGUAGUAGAAGAGAUAUUAUUUAAGUUAACAACUGAAUGCCACCUGAUUUAUCUGAAUAAAAGCCAAAUGGAAAUGCAUGCAAUAUAUUUUCUUAAAUAUAAUAAGUGGAGCCUGUAACGAGGUAGUGGGGGAUUUGAGAGAGCCAGUUUCCCUAAAAAAAACUGGCUCUUUUUAACUUAAUAGGAAUUCUCGUUUUUUAUGAAGAUAAUUCCAUUGAGGAUACUCUUCUGUUUGUUGUAUUGAGCAAUAUCUCUUAAGUUCUAAUUCACAAAUUACUCAUUUAGUGUCUAGAAAUUUCAGUUCAGUACUCUUUGUAGUAUCAGUACAGUACCUGUAAUUAAGUACUGUACUCAACAUCUUGAAAAAUUAAGUUGUGAAAUUUAUUUUGUAUGGUAAAUAUAUUUUUUAAAUGCAGUAAAGGUAUGCAAAUUGCAUCAGUUUCGAGGUUCUGCUCUAGCUGCUCUUGUGGUCCAUGGCAGCUGUGGAAACUUAUCCUUUACCUCCUAACAGGUGACGUAAUACUGAACUGCACUCAAUAUUAUGCAUAAAAAAUAUUUGCUUAUGAAUGCACACAGUUGAUAUGGGAAGUAAUAUGCAUUUCAUUCCUUAGGUGAAAGGUAUUUGAUCACGAAGAGAAUAAUAUGAUGGCUUUGCAUACUUUAUCAGGAUAGCUUCCUCAUUUCCUUGUACUGCUCUUUAUUGAUAAUGAAAGUGAUAUAAUAAUCUUUACCUAUAAUGUGAAUGUAUGAAUAGUACUCAUAAAAGAUACUGUAAUUAGA